This is a messenger RNA of Mustela lutreola (European mink), 360 nucleotides long. RefSeq names its product urotensin 2B (gene UTS2B). Gene Ontology annotation, biological process: blood vessel diameter maintenance; regulation of blood pressure. The transcript is spliced from 5 exons. Gene Ontology annotation, molecular function: hormone activity. Gene Ontology annotation, cellular component: extracellular region. NCBI's taxonomy places the organism in Eukaryota, Metazoa, Chordata, Mammalia, Carnivora, Mustelidae. The record is from RefSeq and is a predicted model, not a curated record. The coding region runs from base 1 to 360 and encodes 119 amino acids.
AUGAACAAGGUCCUUUCAACCACUCUUUGCUUUGGACUCCUAACUUUGUUAACUGUAAUGAUUUUUUUGGAAUUGGUGCAUGGACAGCCAUAUCUUACCCAAGGAAAUGAACUAUUUCCAGAUAAGGAAGAUACAAAUCAUGAGGAACUACUGCUGGCUCUACUAAAUAAACAUUUUGAUUUCCAAAGACCUUCCAACAUUGAUAGACAACUGGCUAGCAAAUUGGAAGAACUUAAGCAGUUGGAAAAGCUAAAAGAGCAGUUUACGGAGGCAAAAGAUGUUGAGAUAUCCUAUGCUAUAGAUGGUCCAUCUUCUUCCCCUCCAAGCAAGCAAGCAUGCUUUUGGAAAUACUGUGUCUGA